AUGUCUGACAAACCCAAUGUGGCUAAGAUGGAGAAAUUCGAUAAGUCGAAAUUGAAGAAGAUGGAAACGCAAAAGAAAAAUCCACUGCCUUCCAAAGAAAUGAUCAAACAGGAGAAGCAAGCAGGAGUUGUACGAGGAGAGCGCCUCCAAUAA
Nycticebus coucang (slow loris) is the source of this 153-nucleotide messenger RNA. Its product is annotated as thymosin beta-4-like. NCBI's taxonomy places the organism in Eukaryota, Metazoa, Chordata, Mammalia, Primates, Lorisidae. The transcript has a single exon. The record is from RefSeq and is a predicted model, not a curated record. Gene Ontology annotation, molecular function: actin monomer binding. Gene Ontology annotation, cellular component: cytoplasm. Gene Ontology annotation, biological process: actin filament organization; regulation of cell migration. Bases 1 to 153 code for a protein of 50 amino acids.